Molecule: messenger RNA, 1523 nt
Organism: Hydra vulgaris (swiftwater hydra)
Lineage: Eukaryota; Metazoa; Cnidaria; Hydrozoa; Anthoathecata; Hydridae
Product: ubiquitin-associated domain-containing protein 1
Cellular component (GO): ubiquitin ligase complex
Molecular function (GO): protein binding
Source: RefSeq, a predicted model, not a curated record
CUUCUUCUAAAGAAAAGAAAAAGGAAAAAAUUAAUGGUUUUAUUAGUAGAGUAAAGGUUCUUUACUCAAACCUACUCCGAUGCUGUUUUUUAUUACCGCUACACAAGUAUGAAGAGAUAAAUAGAAAAGCUGUAAUUUAGUGGUUUGUGUAAUACUUCCAUGACUUAGUUAUGAAGAGAUAAAUAGAAAAGCUGUUAUUUAGUGUCAUAAUAUACAAAAUGAGAGAGUUUAAACCAAUCCUGGCUCUUGAAGAGCUUAAGCAAAGUAGACAAAUUACUGUGCAUGUUAUGACUCAUGAUGGAAAAGAAAGUUUAAUUACAGUUUAUGCUGGAGAUCAAAUUAAAGCAAUUAAAGAAAAAAUAUUAGGAGAAGAAGGUGCAAAGGAUGUCCCAAACUAUAAAGUUAUUUUAUUAUCACCACGACGUGUUUUAGAAGACCAAAAAACUAUUGAACAAGAAGGUCUUAUUGAUGAUGAUCGCUUUCUAAUUUUUCCUAAGCGCAAAGAUGCUGGUAAUCCUUUCAAAUAUACAAGUAGUAGCAUCAAAGGGCCAGAUUUGCCUGCGAUCAAAAAAGCUACUUUGCAUAUAGGUGAAGAGAAAGGUACUGCAGCUACAAACACAGGUAUAGGAUGUCCUGGAAUGUUUGAUUUUUUUGGUGAACUAAAGAAGAUUCUUAUUUCAUUAACUGAAGUCGCAAGUCUUUUGCAAUAUGUAAAUAAUGAUGAGGAACAAAAUUCAGAUACUGAAGCAGAGGAUCACGAUAUUCCAAUUGAUCCUCUAUGCUUAGGAAAAUUAACUGAUAUGGGUUUUUCAGAACCACAUUGUCGCAAAGCAUUAAUAAUAAAUCGUAUGUGUCCCGUUCAAGCCAUGGAAUGGCUACUGCUUCAUUCUGAAGAUGUCGAUAUUGACAGACCUCUCACAAGCGACGAGUUAGCCUCGUAUAUUCCCGAGAGUAGAAUAAAAGGAAAACGAUCCUUAGUUAAAAAAAAAGAGUUUGUACCAAAUCCACGCUCUGUUAAUAAGCUAAAGGAAAUGGGAUUUUCAGAAAGCGAAGUGUUGGAUGCUUUAAAAUACAGCGCAAAUAAUCAAGAGCGCGCUUUGGAUUGGUUGUUAGGUGAUCGUCAAACCGCCGAAGUAACCCCUGAUGGGGGUCUCGAUCCUCAAUCACCAUUAUAUAUUGCAAUCAUGGAUCAUCCAGUGGUUCAACUAGGAAUGACCAAUCCUCGUAUAUUACAUGCUUUCGAGGAUAUGUUAGAAAACCCUAAUAACAGCGGUCAAUAUAUAAACGAUCCAGAAAUUGGACCUGUACUGUUGCAAAUUUCGCGCAUUGUACAAUCCUUUUCGCGCUAACUCUAUAAUUUAUGAUUAUUAUAUUUUUUCUUUUUUUUUUUGCAAUUAAAUUUUUUUUGUAAAUUUUUCAAAGUAUACUUUGAUUGUAAAAGAAAUCGCUAUCAAAAUGUAAAGGUUUUAAAAUAUUGUAAAUUAUUUUUUACAAUUAUUUUAAUCAUAUUGUUUAGUGUCGUA